Molecule: messenger RNA, 877 nt
Organism: Dipodomys spectabilis (banner-tailed kangaroo rat)
Lineage: Eukaryota; Metazoa; Chordata; Mammalia; Rodentia; Heteromyidae
Gene: Mrps15
Product: mitochondrial ribosomal protein S15
Exons: 8
Coding region: 98-832 (244 amino acids)
Biological process (GO): translation
Cellular component (GO): ribosome
Molecular function (GO): structural constituent of ribosome
Source: RefSeq, a predicted model, not a curated record
GUCGAGCCUGACCAUCAUGGCGGCGCCCGUGUGAACCCGGUCCCGCCGUGAAGGGAGCGGUUGCCGCGGCGCGGCCCCGUGGGGAUCAGGAGUCACCAUGUUCAGGGCGGCGUGCAGGGCUCUGAGCUCGAUCCGAAGCCAUGCCUCAGUCUUUGGGCUGCCGGGCGGGGCGAGCGCCAGGCUUCCCUCAGCCCCGUGGGGCCUGCAGUCUCCAAGCCUUCUCCUGCAGGCUGCCCGCGGACACGCCGUCCAGAAGCCAGUCCAGCCCAGCCCAGCCCAUGACCCACCCCUUUCCACGCUGCUCAGAGACUACCAGAACGUCCCUGGAAUUGACAAGGUUGAUGACGUUGUAAAGAGAGUCUUGUCUUUGGAAAUGGCCAGCAAGAAAGAGAAGCUAAAAGUCAAGCAAGAACAGUUGAUGAACAAGAUCAUGGCGAACCUUGAGGAUACCAGAUCCCUAGAGGCUCGAAUUGUUUCCUUGACCGUCAAGAUCCGCAGUUUGGAAGAACAUAUGCAGAAACACCAAAAGGACAAAGCCCAAAAGCGCCAUCUCCUCAUGAGCACUGCCAAGAGGAGAAAAAUGCUCAAAAAUCUCCGUAAGAUCAACUAUGAUGUCUUUGAGAAGAUAUGCAAGGAGCUGGGAAUUGAAUAUACCAUUACCCCUCUGUACUGCCGAAAAGCCCAUCGCCGCCUCUUGAUCAAAAAGGCUCUGUGCCUUAGGGUCUUUCAGGAGAAGCAAAAGCUUAAGAAGCAAAAAAAGGCCUUGAAAGCUGCAGCAGCAGCCCAAAAACAAGAAAAACAGGGAAUCCUAGAGAGCCCUUCCAAAACCUGACCAGAGACAUGCAGAGAAAACCAAUAAAGUCUGUUUCAAUUACUU